AUGGAGUGUCCUGAGCUCACUGGCAGCGAGUCCUCUGAAAGCCCCACUGAUUCGUGCUUCACCAAUGGAGGGGCCUUCACUCCACCGUCGCCGUGUCAGGAUGCAAAGGAUCUGACUCUAACUGAAAGUAGUAUGCCUGCAUACUCACCUUUCUCCGGCCUGUCGCCAUUGUCUGGCUUCGGCGACAGUUGUUUCAACAUGGACCCGUCCUCAUCCUGGUCCGAACAGCCUGCAACAGUCUCCUGCAACACGACACCUCAGUACAAUUCUUCUAUGUGGCCAUGCUCUCAGUAUGCUUCAGCUCAGCCACACUUGAAUCCCACUGGCCGUAUUCCGGUCAUGCCUACCCAGCCUCAAGGCGACGGGUUGUUUGCGUCUUCGAUGUUCCAAGAGAUGCUCCCCAUGACUGUGCCACAUCCUUCGUCGAACAUUGCGCCAUCGCUGGAGCAAAACAUGCCAACCAGCUUCGUGGGCUAUGGAGCAGAAGGACUUGUCGCUCCUGGACAUCUCUCCAACACCACGCUGGACAAAUUCGCCUUCGUGGACACAAAGCCUGUGCUCUUCUCUACGCAACCUGAGGCUGAGGACAUUCUUGCAUUCGAGCCUCUCCCUAGUACAAACGAACUUGGAGUGCCGUCUCAGACAGUAGAGCAACCAGUCAGAUAUGUUCCCGAGAUAACUCGCAACGACAGAGAUGAGUAUCUUCAAGAAGCUCGUCGACGUGGUCUGUCCUACAAGGAGAUCAAACGUCGUGGUGGCUUCACCGAAGCAGAGUCCACUCUGCGUGGUCGCAUUCGUAUCCUAUCCAAGCCCAAGGAGAUGCGUGUCAGGAAGCCACAGUGGAAUCGCUCAGAUGUAUGUCAAUAUGCUCGCUCUGUACUGCACCCCUGCCUGACACAAAAAUCACAGAUCAUGCUCCUCAUUGAAGCAGUCGAAUAUUUUUCUGAAGCAUCGCAGGAGUCGUCGUCUCGCAAGAGCAAUGCGCGCCAGAGGGGCACCGCGAACAAGUUGCCAUGGAAGAAGGUCGCCGAAUGGAUGCUCUCCCGCGGUGCAUCUUAUCCCUUCGCUGGUGCAACCUGUGCCAAGAAGUGGGAGCAGAUCCGUGAGAUGUCCUUCUAG
This is a messenger RNA of Aureobasidium musti, 1119 nucleotides long. Lineage: Eukaryota; Fungi; Ascomycota; Dothideomycetes; Dothideales; Saccotheciaceae. The record is from the annotation of a GenBank genome assembly.